GGGAGGAGGUGCCGGCUGCUGAUUGACCGCCUCCUCCUCCUCCUCCUCCUGUGAUUGGGGGCUCCAGACUGUGGGCGGACUGACCCGCAGCUCUGACCGGGGGAAGCGAACACCGUCAAUGACACAGGAUCCUGGAUCAGCUGCUCGUGUGUUCGAUCCCCACUCGACAACACCCCCUGACCCGCAGGAGCAUCGCACCGUCUCCUGAGGAGUGAAGUCCCAGCAGCUUCCCGGCGUCUUCAGCCUCCGGUUCAGACGGUGUCUCGCCCCCUGGUUGUCCGCAGGCACCAUGAACUCUCUUCCGGGCAGAGCAGCGCUGUCUCUGUGCAGGCGCACGGCCGCCGGCGGGCUGAGGAUCCUCGCCGGUUCCCCGGGGCACCCCGCUGGGAGCCUGCCGGCCUCGGUCCAGGCCGUGCGGGUCUGCCACUCCGGGAAGAACCGCAAGGGCAGCGUCAGCACCAAGAAGCGAGGCUACGACAUCACCAGAAACCCACACCUCAACAAGGGCAUGGCGUUCACCCUGGAAGAGCGCCUACAACUGGGCAUCCACGGCCUGCUGCCGCCCUGCUUCCUCUCCCAGGAUGUGCAGGUCCUGCGGGUCAUGAAGAGCUACGAGACUCGCACCAACCCUCUGGACAAGUACAUCCUGUUGAUGACACUACAGGACAGAAACGAGAAGCUGUUCUACCGUUUGUUGACCUCUGACAUCGAGGAGUUCAUGCCCAUCGUGUACACGCCCACCGUCGGUCUGGCGUGUCAGCAGUACGGACUGGCCUUCAGGAGACCACGAGGACUCUUCAUCACCAUCCAUGACAAAGGACACGUCGCCUCCGUGCUCAACUCCUGGCCAGAAGAAGACAUAAAGGCCAUCGUUGUGACAGAUGGGGAGCGUAUCCUCGGACUUGGGGACCUGGGCGGCUACGGGAUGGGGAUUCCUGUCGGGAAACUGGCGCUCUACACAGCGUGCGGUGGUGUUCGCCCACAGAAUUGUCUCCCGGUCCUGCUGGACGUCGGCACUGACAACCAGACGCUGCUCAAUGACCCACUGUACAUUGGACUGAAGCACAAGAGAAUCAGAGGAAAGGAAUACGACGAUCUGGUCGAUGAGUUCAUGCAGGCGGUGACGGACAAGUACGGGAUGGACUGUCUGAUUCAGUUUGAGGAUUUCGCCAACAGCAACGCUUUUCGCAUCCUCAACAAAUACAGGCAUCGAUACUGCACCUUCAACGAUGACAUCCAAGGCACGGCCUCAGUAGCUGUUGCCGGAGUCUUAGCUGCUCUGAAGAUCACAAAGAACCAACUGUUAGACCACACUUUUGUUUUCCAAGGAGCAGGCGAGGCGGCUCUGGGAAUCGCUCACCUGCUCAUCAUGGCCAUGGCCAAAGAGGGAGUAACCAAAGAGGAAGCUGCCAAGAGGAUCUGGAUGGUCGACUCCAAAGGUCUCAUUGUGAAGGGAAGAGGACAUUUAAACCAUGAGAAGGAGGAGUUUGCCCACGACCACCCGCACCUGAAGACGCUGGAGGAGGUCGUGGAAACCAUCAAACCCACCGCCAUCAUAGGCGUGGCUGCUAUCGCGGGAGCAUUUACUGAGAAGAUCAUCAAAAACAUGGCGGCCUUCAAUGAGAGGCCCAUCAUCUUCGCCCUGAGUAACCCCACCAGCAAGGCGGAGUGCACGGCAGAGCAGUGCUACAAGCUGACAGAGGGUCGCGGCAUCUUCGCUAGUGGAAGUCCCUUUGACAAGGUGACGCUGGCUGAUGGACGCACCUUCUACCCCGGGCAAGGAAACAACGCGUAUGUCUUCCCUGGAGUGGCUCUGGGUGUUAUAGCCUGCAGGGUCCGCCACAUAUCUGACGACGUCUUCCUCACCACAGCAGAGGCGAUUGCUGACAUGGUAACAGAGGAGCACUUGGCUGAGGGACGACUUUAUCCUCCUCUGAGCACCAUCAGAGAGGUGUCCUUCAAGAUAGCAGUUAAGAUUGUCAAUUAUGCGUACAAACACAACAUUGCUUCGGUGUACCCCGAGCCUAAAGACAAGGAGGCGUUUGUGCUGUCUCACAUCUACAGUCCUGAUUACGACUCCUUCACUCUGGACACAUACAACUGGCCACAGGAGGCCAUGAACGUCCAGGAUGUGUGAUCAGUCAGUGUCUAAACUCAACACUCUGCCGUGGCAUCACGCACAAUUUCUGCAUUGCCUCCAUAAAUACAUACUUAGCUAAUGAUAUGCAACUUUUUUUUUUAUUAUUAUUGUUACGGUUCGUUUUUUUUGUAAUGAUAUUGUCUCUAUAGCGCUUAUUUUUGACUAGAUGCCCAUCAAACACUGCAUAAUGCUGUAUAUAAAGAUUCUCUAUGACCCCGUUCAUGCCUGGUAUUAAAUGAACAUCUGUCCUGAGUGAUCCGAUCACAAGUGGUCGUGUGAGAUCUCACAUCCAGAGGUGGUCUGAGAUGCCUGUGGCCUCAGUCUGUUUGCUGUGUGAAUGAAAAUCCGUCCUGGAUCACAUAUGAAGGAUCAGCAGCUGCUCAGCUGACGUCUCUGACCUGCUGCAGUUUCACAAUGAGUUCAAUGUAUUUUUGCGGCUCUCUGUGACCGUGUCGAUUAGUUUCUGGCCCCAACAUCAACACUGAUCAACACAGAAUGACUGAGGCUUUUCUUAAAUUGCUCAAAACCUUCGUCACAGUAGAUCUGCAGCUCGUUGUGUUCAGCCCCUCCUGACUCUUUUAAGUCGAGACACACACACACACACACACACACACACACACACACACACACACACAUUGUCAUGUGACACAUCUGUAAACUCAGACUGGGUAAAAACGAAAUCAUUUGGUCCCCACCAACACAAAUGACAUACAUGUUUAUUUGCAUAUAAGCGUGGUAGUAAGAUCCAAUCCCAUUUUGGUGCUAAUCUCUUGUGAUCGGCUCUCUCAGGACGUCUGUUACUUCCAGAUCUGAACGGAACCUUUCACACACAGCAUAUCAAACAUCCAGACCGUGUCAUCUGUUACUCUACAACUGAAACUGCUCCUCUGUCACUAGAUUCUCCAGCUGAGAUGUUUUACUGUAGUAUGCAAACACGUGCAGUGAAUUAUCUGUUUCGGAGCUGGUGCACAGGAAACAAAGCGGUGGUUUAGAAUGAUGAAGAGACCGACAGAAACAUCCUGUGCCUCUUCUUUCACCGUCAGUGAGUGCGCAUGUUGUAACCUGCACACACACACAUGCAUACACUGACAAACACUCCAGCAUCAUCCUGAGUUUCUAUUUCACUGUGAUCGUCAGUUAGGGUUAGGGUCUUUAGUAUGUUCAGAGGAGGCUUUGUCAGAGACUGAGUGUGAUCGUCAGGACGUUUCUUUUGUAAACAGAAGUGUGUUUUCCUUCAGUUUUGUACUCUGCUCUGCCUGUCGUGUGUUUGCCAAAGUUACAGAUGAGAUGGAUCUUAUCUUAUUUUACUCUUAGAGAAUAUGAUGCUCAGCGCGCUUUAGUACCGAAAUACAAGCUUGAAGUUUUCAAAGGAAAAAUGAAACUUUUUAAAUAAAAUUGUUAUCUCAA
Messenger RNA from Paralichthys olivaceus (Japanese flounder), 3547 nucleotides. RefSeq names its product malic enzyme 3, NADP(+)-dependent, mitochondrial (gene me3). Gene Ontology annotation, molecular function: malate dehydrogenase (decarboxylating) (NADP+) activity; NAD binding. The record is from RefSeq and is a predicted model, not a curated record. NCBI's taxonomy places the organism in Eukaryota, Metazoa, Chordata, Actinopteri, Pleuronectiformes, Paralichthyidae. Gene Ontology annotation, biological process: malate metabolic process; pyruvate metabolic process. Gene Ontology annotation, cellular component: mitochondrion.